UUAAAAAAAAUUUCGUUCGCUUUCGUUGUAAAUCGUGUUAUCUUGUUUAAUCAUUUUGCGUUAAACAUUCGCGAUAUCACGAAUCCGCCUUACAUAAAUAUAUAUCGGAAAACUGAAAAAGGUUUAAAUAAAAAAAUGAUAUCUCGAGAGUCGGAUGUCGUUCGUCUAUCAACGUUCACACUUGACCAAACAUUAUUUUAUGUCUACAAUGAAAUCUGAUAAUAAUUUCCUUUUGUAUUUUCCAUAGCCUUAUUCAUAUAAGAUACAGAAUGCGAUUGUAUUGUUGUAACGAGAAAAAAAUAAUACUUGGAAUAUAUCGUAUCGAUUAUCGUAGAAAUAUGUCGAUCUUAUCAUCAACGACAAGUAAAAAUCACCGAAAUAAUUUAAUACUUAGAUAACCGUACCAGAGAUUGUCGGACACGGCAAAGCGAACGGCGAUCGAUCGAAAAUAAAAUAUAAAAACUCAAUUAUUCGACUUGUUAAGAUGACGGUAAUCGGAGUAUGAGGGAUCCAAAUAUAUUUAGAUACGCGUACAUUCAUGCAUAUAUCGCAAUAACCCUUAUGCGCUCUAUGAGAAAUGAUGUGAAAAAUGGAUUAUUUACAAUUUGAAUAGAAUUAAAUGUUACAUUAAUUACGUUAUCUGCUCGUUUAUGGAUAGAUAAGUAAGUUAUAGAUAAAUGAAAGUUUCAUCGCCGUAAACUCGUCUGUACUGUAUAGUCUCGUGCCGGUGAAAUCUUCUGUCGGAAAAACGAGUCGCGAUCGAGAAUGAUUUGAUAAAAAAGGUUCAACGUUAGAUAAAACUUAAAGCGAGGCCUAUGUUGUUAAGAAAUAAUUCGACCAAUUGAAAGAUUUAAAGUAUCGGUAGUAGGCACGAGGAGCGUUGCGCACAAUUUAACUGGCAUUAGUUCAAUUAACGCUUCUUACGUUAGUCUCGUGCCAGACGCGAUCGAUAGAAACGCUAACGUAAUUCGAUCCUCCGAUCCAAGCGUUCAUAAAAACCUACCAAAAUGGAUUACAUAUCUACGAAUCUUUUACUGUUACACGAUAUGAAAUCAUGGAAUAUCCGUAGUCUGUAUAAAGCCUUCAGUCGAAAGAAACGGAUAAAUAUUAGCGCAAAUACGGAAUUGGAAAGAUGUCUGUCGACGUUGGACCUUACAGCUCUGGGUAUUGGAUCCACUCUUGGUGUUGGAGUUUACAUUAUGGCAGGAUCAGUCUCAAAGGAUGUCGCAGGACCUGCCGUUGUAAUCUCCUUCCUAAUUGCCGCUGUGGCAUCGAUAUUUGCCGGUCUUUGCUAUGCUGAAUUCGGUGCGAGAGUGCCGCGAGCUGGUUCCGCUUAUGUUUACAGUUACGUGACAAUGGGCGAAUUCAUUGCCUUUUUAAUAGGUUGGACUCUAAUCUUAGAAUAUGUGAUCGGUUCCGCUAGCGUGGUACGUGGCCUUAGCACCUACGUCGAUGCUCUUUUCAACAAUAGCAUGAGAAAUGCUUUUGAAUCAGCCGCUCAUAUCGAAGUUGAACAUUUCUCCUCUUAUCCUGAUUUCUUCGCCUUCGGUAUCACCCUUAUGUUUUCCGCCGCCUUAGCGUUUGGCGCCAAAGAGUCGUCCACUGCGAAUAACUUUUUCACCUUGGUGAAUCUCUCCGUUGUCCUCUUCGUGAUAAUUGCUGGUUCCUUCAAAGCUGACGUAAACAAUUGGAAAACUCGACCCUCUUGUACCGAAACAAAUUGUAAACACGGAACAGGAGGAUUCGCGCCGUAUGGCAUAUCGGGUAUAAUAACUGGUGCAGCAACUUGCUUUUAUGGCUUUAUCGGUUUCGACUGCGUGGCCACUACGGGUGAAGAGGCUAAAGAUCCGCAAAGAUCUAUACCUAUAGCCAUUGUUGCUUCUUUAACCGUUGUCUUCCUCGCGUAUUUCGGCGUCUCAGCCGUACUCACUAUGGCGUUACCGUACUACGAACAAAAUCCCGAUGCACCCUUUCCACAUCUCUUCGAGGUGAUUGGUUGGGAUUGGGCAAAAUGGGUAGUGAGCAUCGGGGCGAUUUGCGGACUGUGUGCUAGUUUGUUAGGAGCAAUGUUUCCAUUGCCAAGAAUAAUUUAUGCAAUGGCAUCCGAUGGACUGAUAUUUAAAUGGAUGGGAAAGGUAAGUUCAAGAUUUCAUACACCCCUCAUGGGCACUUUCUCCGCAGGAAUUCUUACAGGAGUUUUAGCAGCGAUAUUCGAGCUUACUCAAUUGUUAAAUAUGAUGAGUAUAGGGACGCUGCUUGCCUAUUCAAUAGUUGCUGCCUGCGUUCUUAUAUUACGUUACGAAGAGAGCGAAGCAUAUGAGAAAAAAGGCGAUCGUGAUCCAAGGACCGUGACGUUUGUCAUCAAGCAACUCAUUAAUGUCAAUAGAUUAGACCACUCUACGAAAUUAACUGGACAACUGGUCACUUGCCUCGUUUUCUGUUACUUCGUGCUUUGCAUCUUUAUUACGGCGAUGAUUUCAAAAUUUUCCAAAGAAAUCGUUAGCGGCAAAGCUCUUUAUGUUGUGCCAAUAGUCAUAUUGGUCACUGCAUUAAUCUCUACUCUGAUCUUUAUUUAUCUUCAACCUUCGUCGGAUAAGAAACUUGCGUUUUCGGUACCUCUUGUCCCUUUUUUACCAGCAAUCAGUAUACUUAUCAACAUUUACCUUAUGAUGAUGUUGGACAUGAUGACUUGGAUACGUUUCUUGAUAUGGAUGAUUAUUGGUCUUGCGAUAUACUUUUUCUACGGUGUGUGGAACAGUAACAGUAGAGAUAAAAAGUUCAAAGUAGCGGAUAAUCAGUAAUGAGGUAGAAUGGAGAAAUAAUAAUUUUACAUGAUUCUAUCGGUGAAUAUGCCACCUACGUUUUAAUCGAUUGAUUAUUAGGUGCUCAUAAAAAUUUGUCCGAUUUUUAAAUGUAUUUAUUUAAUUAACAAUACAAAAGCCAUACAUGUAUUUCUUUUAAUCAAAA
Molecule: messenger RNA, 2967 nt
Organism: Vespula vulgaris
Lineage: Eukaryota; Metazoa; Arthropoda; Insecta; Hymenoptera; Vespidae
Product: cationic amino acid transporter 3
Exons: 11
Coding region: 1008-2801 (597 amino acids)
Biological process (GO): transmembrane transport; amino acid transport
Cellular component (GO): plasma membrane
Molecular function (GO): amino acid transmembrane transporter activity
Source: RefSeq, a predicted model, not a curated record